GCAGCGCGGUGGGGGAGGGCAUGCGCCCGCCGUGGGGCGCGCCCUCCGGGCCGCCGGGUCCACCGGGCCCGCCUGGGCAUCCUGGACCCGGACCGAGUCCUGGGCCUGGGUUCGGGAUCGGCGUCAACGUUGGGAUGAGGGCGAACGUCGGCGUCGGCGGGCAGCGCCCGCAGCCUAUGGGGAACAUGAUGUGGGGCACGCCUGCCGCGGACCCUCAGUGGCACCCUGCCGCUGCUGCCGCCGCCGCCGCCGUUGCCGCGAACCAUGCGCACUUUUUCAACAAUGGGCACGCGCCUGGACAUGCGCACGGGCAUGGCCACGUCGUGCAUCCGGUGCAUGGGCACGGGCAUCAUGGGCACCAGCACGGCCCGUUCGUGGCGCACAAUCCGCCGGCGUCGCCGCACAACGGGAAUUAAAUGCCGCCUUGUUUGUUCUUUCUUUUGUAUUGUUCGCUUUUUUUUCUUUACUUUACCACCCCACCCAUCGCAUCGCAUGCAUUCUUGACAUUGCUCAUCGCGCUCCCGACCCGACUCCGACCCCCCUUGUCCCUCGCCAACACCGCGUCCGUUCGUCUGUUUUCGACGUUUCGUAUCCGUCCCUUCUUCCUCUCCAUCGCUCGUGCACUGUCCGGUCCCGGCCUUCUCUCUUCCUUUCAUUCAAUCUUUCUCUGCCUGUCUCUCCCUCUGUCUCUCUCUCUAUCGCUGUCCUAGUUGCCCCCCUCAUCCCCCUCGAUUUACCUAGUAGUAGUAAGCAGUAGCAUAGCACGACGCUAACAACAUGAUCUCGAAGAACAUUUUUCUC
This is a messenger RNA of Heterobasidion irregulare TC 32-1, 801 nucleotides long. RefSeq lists its product as uncharacterized. The record is from RefSeq and is a predicted model, not a curated record. The coding region runs from base 21 to 416 and encodes 131 amino acids. The transcript has a single exon. NCBI's taxonomy places the organism in Eukaryota, Fungi, Basidiomycota, Agaricomycetes, Russulales, Bondarzewiaceae.